GGGGCUUCUGCCUAACGGCCACGGGGGCGGGGCGCAGCCGUGACGUCAGGGCGAGGGCGCCGGGCUGGCGGAUGAGAAGGCGGCUGGGUGGCCGUGCGGCGCCUCAGCCAGCGGGAGCCCCCGAGGCUCCAUGCCGGCUGCUGCCCGCUCCGGGCUAACGCCUGGCAGCGGCCCCGGCCCCUAUGAACCCGGCCCGGCCGCGCUCCGCUUCGCCUCAGAAAUUCAGCCCGAGCUUUGAGAACAGCACCAUUGAGAAACAGAGGCGAGAGCUCCAGGCUUUAAUCGCAGAACUGAAAGACCGUGAUGAGGAGCUGAACGCCAUGGUUGCCGUGCACCAGACGGAGCGUCUCGCCUGGGAAGAUGAUCGGCAGAAAAUACUGACUCUGGCAGAACGAUGCGCCUUAUUAAACAAUGAACUGAACAAGAGAAAUGACAUUAUAAAAUCACUAACCAAAAAGUUAAAGCUCUUAGAAUCUCAGCAGAGUGACAGUAAGACAAUAUGUGAAAUUACGCAACAGAAGUUUAAAGAGCUGUCUCAAAAACUAACAGACGUGACUCUUCACUGUCAGGGUCUGGAGGAGGAAAAUCAAAUUCUCCGCUGCUCAGUUUUGGAACUGUCUGCUAAAAAAGGCCAGCUGCAAGCUAGAGAACAGGAGCUUCUUAAAAAGCUUGAGCUGAAGGGAGAGGCUAUACUUGAAACAACUGAUUACAUUACUGAGUUUACAUCUAAAUUGAAGCUGGAGAGUGCACUGUGUGCAGCAAAGGCAGAAGAAUUCAGUCUCAACAAAGAAAAGCAGGACCUCAGACUGAGACUGAGAGAACUAAUACUUGAAACAGAUAAGCUGAAAGAUGACCUCUGUGAAAAGAUGAAAGAAAAUAAUAAGCAGCAGGAAGAAAUCAUUCACCUCAAACAAGAAAAUGCCUCCUUGAAGAAUGAGCUUGCACUUAAUGUUGAGAAAGCAAAGAGAAAGGAUCAACUUCUUCAGUUUGCCAAGUCUAAACAAGUACGGACUGACACAGAACUAUCAAGUUUGCGACAGCAGAUCUAUGUAAAACAGCAGCGUGACUUGCAGUUUCUUCAUGUCAGCUUGGAGAACUCUCAGGAAUUAAGGCAAAAGCAUGAAAAGGUGGCAUAUGAAAGGAGCAUAGGUACGGUAUUCCCUGCUCCUGAAAGUAACAGCCAAACAGAGUCAGUUAGGACUGACGGUACCCACAGGGUACACGAGGAUCAUGGAACUGCGCAAGUUCUGAAAAGCAGGGUAGAAAACACCUCUGAGAUGUGUGAAGUAGAUAAUAGACUGUUACUGGAUGCAUCAGGCUUGGAGAAAACUACAUCAGCACACUUAAAUCGGUGUCAAAAAGUUGUGAAAGGCUUGGCAAUGGAAGAAGAAGAAAAGCAGGAUGUUGCAUCAAGCUCUGAUGAGCUAGACAGCAAGCUAUUUUAUGAGGCUAACAACAUGAGGCUGUUGAGAAACAGGGAAAUCUCCGAGAAUGAAGUGGAAAGCAGAGACCAGCAAACUUUUGAGUCAUCGUCACCUGAAUACUGGCUUAACAUCACUUCUUGUGUAGAUUCGCAAAAUACCUUGAUCCAGAAAGCCACAUCUGACAAAGCUGAUAAUGAAAAUAAAACCUGGGAAGAGAGAACUGGAAUUCUGUUCGGCCAAAAAAGCAAAGAGACUUCUGUUGUGAUUCACGCAUCUGAAUCUGAUUCUUUUAGUAGUAACGUCAUCAUUAAAAAAGAUGCAAGGUGGAAGCCCAUAUCAGAUCCAGAAUGGCUGAAGAUUUUCAAACCUAUAAAAGAAAACGGAAGUAAAUUGCAGAGAAAAGAUUGCAACUGUCUCAAGACUGCAGAAGAGAUGAAAUAUGCCAGUUCAAAAAGUGAAGAAAAUGUGGAUCUGAAUUCUUUUCACUUGGAUUCUCCCCGUUGUUUGACUUCCACCCAGAAAGGAGACAGACCUCAAAGAUGUGAGAAGUUCUCUGAUGCAAACUCCCCUCUGGACAUCGGUAACCUUUCAGUGAUUGAGCCAAAAAAUAGAUGCUGCAAUCCUGCCAUCAACAAAGAUGCCCGUUACCCCACAAGUAAGCUGCAGCGUGCCUUGGCUGAGUCUCAACAGAUGGUUGCUGAUCUGGAGCUUAGCACUCUCCUCCACGAGCCCUCGCUGCAGUCCAAACAGCAGCAGCAUUAAUACGGUAUUUAUUGCUCUUCUGUGACUAGAUUUAGGUGGCUGGGAAGAGUCACUGUGAACACUGUGCUUGACCUGUGUGACAGCAUUAUAAGCAAUAUCCUCCUCGUGCUUUGCAGUAGAGAAAACGCCUGCAUGCCUUCAUAUGAAAUGCUUGGAAUUUUUUAUAGGAUUCUUUAUGGCUCCUCAAGGUCGUGACAGGAUUUGACUUUUGCAUGUGUCUAAGCAGAUGGAAGGAAGAAGGCAUUUUGGAGCAAGCUGUAGAUCUAGAAAAAAGCAAGCACAAGUAUGACUUGCACUCAGAACUGGUUUAUUAUGCUGGCUAUACUUGUGGAAAGGAGGACAGUACAGGAAAUGGUGAUAUAUAGAAUAGUUUUGUGUCUGAAUUUAAGCCUGACUCUCAGUGUAAAUAACCUUUGAAUUUUUGUGGGUUAAUAGUUUUAGUUCUUUCAUUCCAGGGUCAGAGAGCAUACUGAAGGGGCAAAGAGCCCGUAUAAUAGCUGUCACAGCAAUGCAUUUUAUGAACAUGAACUCUGAUAGGAAGUUUCUGUCCUGAGUAUGUGAGCUACAGGAGUAAUUGGAGAAGGGGGCACGUGUUUGUUUUCAUAAAUAGCCUUAAGAAUUUCUGCUUCAGUUGACAAGAUUUGUAACAAAGGAGAUUGUAUCCCUUGUCACUAGGACUGAGUAAACUUGUGUUGAUAUGUAUCACAAAGGGAGAAUUUGGGCUCCUAAUGACAAAGCUGCAUGCUGAAACUUCAUCUGUGCUUUCCUCUGAAGUAUUACCUCUCCCUAAAAAUGUUGCACUCCGUAAGGCCUUAGAUGAACUUGACCAGAACAAUGUUCCUGUAAGUACCAGACAAACAAAAGUAAUUCUGAUAACAUUCAGAACCAAAAAACCUUAGUUGUGCUGGGACCGACUGACAGAGGAUAAAGGUUGUGUGCCAGCAUUUGCAUAAACUGAAAGGAUAUUUUGUUCAGAAGUUCAUCUGCAGGAUUUCAUUCAGCCUGAAAGACGGCAACAGUGUAGUCCUUUGCAAAGACUGUCUUGUGGGAUGGAUUCCUGAAAAGCCCUCUGCAAAACAGUAGUUGCUUGUGGCUCUUGCCCAGCCCCAUCAGAUGUCUGGCUCCUGCUCUGAUUGGCAUGCCACAGCUCGGUUCAGCCGUCCUUUAGGCGAGAGCACGACUCUGCUUUACAACCUGACACUGCGUUUUUGAGCUUGGGAAUUGGCUUCUCCUUUGGAAUGGCUGUUGCUUCGGCGGGUAGAAAAUAAAGCACGCUCAUAUUUGCUGGCAAGGGUAGCUUCUGCACCACAUCUGUAGAACUUUGAUCUACUUUCAGAGCAGUUCUGGGCAAAAACUUGUCAAGCGUGUUCUGGUUAAUCUAUGCAGGCUAACUAAUCUGUGCUUAAAACCAGGUCUACCUGAGGCUGUUUUAAACUGCUCUUUAAAACAUGAUACAUGUAAAAAAUAACCCUUAAAAUUUAAUCAACGAGAAUUUGUGUCUGAUGAAUUCUGUGCCCUUUUUGGGGGAGGGGGGAGAAGAGGAGGGAAAUAAAAAGUGUACCAUUGCUGCCUGCCAGUUUGAAUCUGGGACCUCUGUAAUUCUUAUUGUCUGAGUUCCUUGAUUUCCGUGUAGUGUUUUUGCAUUACAAUAUAGACAACAGAACUUGCAGAGACUCUUCACAGGACGCAGUUAUCUGGUGCAGAAGAAAGAGGUGCUAAGCUUCCGUUCUUUUCUCUAUGAUAUUUUUGGAUGAAGACAUUUCCAUUAUAGAAUUAUUUUUGAGAACUGAAGAUCACCAACCUGUCAGCUACAAUGGAAAGUUACCUAACUUUUUUUUCCAUAGUCCUAUGAGUGUUUGAAAGACUCACAAGUGGCAAAAGAUGUGACUCUGCUGGAAUACAUUUCAACUUGAAAUAAAACAUGAGAAUUAUGCCAAGGUAAACAAAACUAUUUUUUAUAGCUGUGAGGUCAGGUUAAAUACUGGCUUGUUUUUUUAAGAAUCUUCAAUGUGUAAUUGUUACCACACAGCAACUAUUUUUCUUACCUUUUUUAUGGUGGUUCAGAAAUAAUUUUAGAGUAUGACACAGCCAAGCAUUCAUUUUUGUUAGUUUAUUGUUUUUGUUCUGAACUUCUGGCCAUGUAGAGAUGAAUAAUGUUUAUAGGAAGUUCCCAAUUAGUGUUGUAACCAGGAAAUGCCUCCUACAUUGUUGAAAUUGGACAGCUGUCACCCACAAGGUGGGCAAAACAACUCUUCCUCAGUCAGCAGCUAUUUAUUCUAACAAAAGCUUACAGCAAGAUCAGGUAUUUGUGUGGACUGCUUUAGCACUGUAUGGCAACGGCUAACCAUAAUGUGACUGGCUUUUUAGCAUUUAAACUCUUUUUAUCUUUGACGACUGAGCAAGACAUUUAAUUUUCAGUUUGAACUUUUUUUAAUGAAAAGGUCAAAUAAGCUAAUAAAACAGAUUCUUUUCUUACAUCCUUCUUGCAUAUUUC
Messenger RNA from Cygnus atratus (black swan), 4680 nucleotides. RefSeq names its product coiled-coil domain containing 62 (gene CCDC62). The coding region runs from base 183 to 2186 and encodes 667 amino acids. The record is from RefSeq and is a predicted model, not a curated record. The transcript has 13 exons. Lineage: Eukaryota; Metazoa; Chordata; Aves; Anseriformes; Anatidae.